Molecule: messenger RNA, 4881 nt
Organism: Plasmodium berghei ANKA
Lineage: Eukaryota; Apicomplexa; Aconoidasida; Haemosporida; Plasmodiidae
Product: conserved Plasmodium protein, unknown function
Exons: 14
Coding region: 1-4881 (1626 amino acids)
Source: RefSeq, a predicted model, not a curated record
AUGAAUUUCAACUAUAUUAUAAAGUCUAAUGAAUUAAAAUAUGAAAAAGAAAAAAGUAAUGAGUUUUAUGUUUCUUCUAAAGUAUCGAUAGAUAUUAAUAAUGAAAAUUUUGUGAAAUAUUACAAAAAUUACUUAAAAAAUGAAAAUAAGUCAUUCAUAUAUUCGUGCCAUCAAUUGUUUGAAACAUCCAACCACAAUCAUUUGGAAAAAAUUUUGUGUAAUUAUGGAACCAAUGAUGUUGUAGAGCAGUUUAAUGCAAAACUGGCUUGUGCUCAAGGUUUUAGAAAUGAAUUAGUAGAAAAUUACAAAAUGUCUAAAGAGGAUGAAUAUUUGGAAAAUAUAUUAAAAAGAGAAAGACAUACAAAAUACCAUAAUAUUAAACAGAAUUGUAUUGUAAAAAUAGAAAAAGCGUUUAAUAUAAAGAUGCAACAAGAAUACAAUAAUUUUGAAAUACACGAAAUAGAAAAACAGUAUUUUCGAAAAAAGAAAAAGAUUGAACAUAUUUUAUUGAAUAUAAUAAAUGCUGCAGUAAAAUUAAAAAAAAUUGAAGAUAAAUAUGGGGAUUAUUUCUUAUAUGCAAAAUUAUUUUCUUUAGAAAAAGAUUUGUUUAUAAAAAAAAUAAAAAACAUAGACGAAUAUUCUAAAGUAAAUAAUAAUUUGAACCAGACAAACAAUAGGAUUAUUGAAUACACAAAAAAAAUAAAAAAUGAUAACAUAUAUUAUAAAAAUGAAGAUAAUAAUGAAUUAAGUAAAUUUAUAUCGACCUUUACUAUUUUAAAGGAUCAAAAAAUAGACAAGUUUUUUUUCUUAAACUUAAGAAAUAUUUCUUAUUUAGAUAAAAAUACCAACAGAAUCGAAAAACGUGGAUUUGUACAUCUAGUGGAAUAUUUAAGUAGAAAUGGAAAUGUUUUAAACAUAAAAAAUAUAUUUCCAAAUAGUGAUUUUUUGAAUAAGCUUUCAACCAAUUUGUGGGGCCGAUAUUUAAAUUAUAAAGAAAAAAUAAUAGAGCAAAUAGAUUAUCCCGAUUUUAAUUACGUAAAUGAACAACUGGCUGACAAAAUUUUUCAGUAUUCACCUAGCGAUUAUUCAGAAGAAAAAAUAAAUGGAUUGGGAGUUUUGAAGUUUUUAAUUUUAAACAUAUUCAGAAAAAGAUCGAUCAAUUUGGGUUCAAGAGUCAAAAUACCUAUAAAAAUAGUUAUUACAGGAAAAAUAAAAAAAGAAGUUAAAGUUUUAGCGAAAUAUUUAAAAAAUAAAUAUUCUUUAAAGGUCUAUGAUUUUGAUAAAAUAAAAAAAGAGGUUGAAUAUAUUUGUCGAAAAAAUAACGUGAAUACAAAUGUGCCAAAUUUAAAUGUAGAAACAAAUGAAGUGAGCUUUAAAAACAUAAAGAAUAAAAUAUCUAAGAAAAUUGAGAAAAUAAUAAGCAAAUUAAAACAAAAAGAAAUAAAUGACUAUACUAAAGAUGUAUUGUAUGUCGAUCUAUUAUAUUAUCGAAUAAAAUAUGAUAAUGACAUUUUUCUUUACACUAAUGGAAAGUACAAAAAAUAUAAUGGAUAUAUUAUCAUUAAUUUCUUUUAUUCAAUAAGACAGUAUAUACUUUAUGAGCUUAAAUUCAAGAAGCGUUUUUUUUUAAACAAUUUUGUUUAUAAUAAUUUAGAUUUAGUUAAAAGGGCUAGAAGCUUAUUUGAAUUGGAAAGUAAACAUCUUAAAAAAAACGAAAAAAAUGAAAAUUUGAUAAAAGAUAAAAAUAUAAAAUUGGGAAAAAAGUUAAAUUCAAUUCACAAUGAAGAAAAUGAGAUAGGGAAACAUAACAAAGAUAGAGGCAUUAAUUAUAUUGAAAAAAAAAAUAUUUUAUUUUUUUCUAAUUUUAUUUGUAAAAUUUAUGGUAUAAAUGAAAUGAAAAAUAAACAUAAAUUUGAAUCAAUAGAUAUACAUUUCCAUAUAUGUACAAAUAAAAGAAAAAUUAACAAAUAUUUGUUUAACUACUUCAACAAAAAACAUUUAUAUUAUUCUAUAAAUUGUCAUAAAUGUGAAAAUGAAGAAAAAUUUGAAUUAGUAAAUGAGAAAAAUGAUGAAAAUAAAAUUGAAGAUACAGAUAUUCAUUUACGUAUUUAUUUAAAAAGGUUGAAUAAAAUUGAGAUAGAAAUUAAAAAUUUGGAGAAUCAUUAUGUUUCAAAUAUACAAACAAAAAAGAAAUAUAUUAUGAUAAAAUGUAACAUAGUUUUUUUAUGCAAACACUUAAAAAAAAAAAAAAAAGGAAAAUGUAGCUUUUUAAAUCUAGAAAAUUAUUUAGGAGAAAAAAAUAAAAUAACAAAAUAUUCGCAUCCCUAUUUAGUCAGAAAAAUUUUCCAAUACGAUAAAAAUUAUGUAGAAAUAAAUAAAUUUUUAAAGAGUUACACAAACUCUCCAAAAAUUUAUGUUUUAAAAAAAAAUAUUUUUAAAUAUUCAAGGAUAAUAAUAAAAAAAUCAAUUCUUUUAUCGAAAAAAAAUUAUAAUGAUAAUAAAGAAAGACAAGAUUCUAAAACAAGUGUAGAUGGUAUUGUAGACAAAGAUAAAAUAUAUAAAUAUAUAAAACGAAUAAAAAUAGACAAAAAUUUAGUGAAAUAUUUUCAAGAAAAAUAUUUGAAUAUAAUAAGAUCGUAUAUAAUACAGUUGUUUAAUUUAUUUUCUUGGGAAGAAAAAUUUGAACAAAAUAUGAACAAGAAUAUACAACACAUAAAAAAAAAUGUCUAUUCAUUUAUUGAUUUUAUAGAUAUGUAUAAAAUUGAUGACAUUAUAAAAUUACAGAAUAAUAUGAAAAAAAUAGGAAUACAAAAUGAUAAGAGUAAAAUUUUAAUUCUUAAUAGAUUAAUAAAUAUUCAAAAAAAAAUAUGGAUAAAUAUAUUAAAAGCCAAAAACAAAAAUUAUAAAAAAAAAUAUAUAUAUAUUCAAACUUGGUUUUAUAGACAGAUAAUUUUUUUAACGUUUUUGAAAUUUAAUCAAAUUAAUAUAGAACAUAAAUUAUAUACAGAUUUACAAUUUUUUGUCCAUGAGUUUAUUUAUUCUUUAUUACAUUAUGACAAUAUAAUGUUAUGUAAAAAUGAAGAUCAAAAGAAAUUUUGUGUUUUUAAUUAUUUUCCAAAAAAUAUAAAAGAAUUAUUUAUAUAUGAAAAUGGUAAUUAUCAUUUCCCUUUUUAUAAUUUAAUGAAGAAAGAUAGCACCAAAUUUUUUGUAGACAUAUCUGAAUAUAAUCAUAAUAAAAAAUCAAACAAGCCAAAGAAUUUUGAAAAUAAAAAUAAUAAUAUAAAUCAGUAUUUAAAACAUGAACAAAGUUAUAUAUUUUUAGCGAAAGAAUAUAAAGCUAUAAGCAAUUUUAUUUUUUAUUAUAAACUUCACGAAAUAAUUAAUAAUUCUAUAAUUUCCUUACGAAAUAAAAUUUAUAUUUUCCAAGAGUUUAAUAACACGAUAAAUUCAUUUGUUACUUUGCAUUAUACAUGCAUUUAUAAUCGAUUGAAUUAUGUAUGUGACUUGGUUAGGAAACAUAUAUUAACAUUUAAAUCGAUUCCCAACUAUUUAUUCGAUAUAUUACAUGGAAGGUUUUAUAAUAAACUUGAUGAAGUUACAAAACUGGAAAAUGAAAUAUCAUCCAAAGAUAGUAAAGAAAAGGAUGAUUUGGAAAAGGAAAAACAUAUUAAUGUGGAAGGAAAAAUGGGAAACGAAAAUAAAGAUUCAGAAUAUAAAUAUAAAAAUUAUUUAUGUACCACCAAUGAACAAAAAUAUAGUUAUUUGAAUAUAAUAGAAAAAAAAAAAAAAAAUUAUGCAUAUAUAUUCAUACAAAAUGUUCUAAAUUAUAUAUUUAUUGAACAUUAUUUUCCAAUUAUACCGAAAUAUACUUUGGAAAAUUUCAUCAUAUGUAGUUUGAAUUUUAUAAAAAAUAAGUCCCAAAAAAAAGACGCUUAUUCAUUUUUUGCUUAUAACCUUUUAAGAAUAUAUUUUAAGAAAAACAAAAUUGUAGACAUAAAUAUAUUUUAUCUUCCCGAAUCUAUUAAAAAUACUAAUAUGUUGAAAAUGUUUCCUCAAAAUGGUAAGGAAUUGAAUCAAUAUAUUUUUGUUCUAGACUUUUUCUUUUUCCUUCUUUUUUUUUUUUUCGCUUCAAAGCAUAAAGGGGAAAACAGCCAAAAAAUGAUUUUACAAAAUUAUUUAAACAUUUUGGAGGUAAAAAUGCAUAAGAAAGGAAUAAUAAAUAAAUGCGAAAAAUUACAGAUAUUAAGAAAUUGUCUUUUUUCAUAUGAGAUGCUACUAAAGCCUAAAAGUGUAAUACCCCAAGAGGGCCAUAAUAUACAAUCAGGAAAAAUGAAUAUAGAAAAUAAAAACAACAAAAGUAAAAAAUUAUGUAUAUAUUUUGAUGAUAUGGAGAAAUCUAGAAUGAAUUUUUUUGACAAUGAUUGUAUUUGUAUUGAAAAGACCCAACAAAAUUUUGAUGAAUUUGAUUAUUUUAAUUUUCAAGAAUUCAGCGAUUUAUGCAUAUUUAACCUUUUUUUGAAUAAAAAAAAAGAAAAAAAAAUAUAUAAAUAUGAAAUAUUUUUGCUGAAUAAGUUCAUUUUUAGGUUUUUAUUUGCAUUUAAUCAAAUGCCACAUUUUUACGAAAAUGUUAAUGCUUAUAUAAAAAAUUAUUUAUUUAAAAAAAAUUCAGAUUUUUUAUCUUUAUUUAAAACAUGUGUGCAAGAAAAAGUUGAGAUAAUUUCCAGGAGUAACAGCAACAUUGAAAAAGUAUACAAAGGACAUGGAUGUGAAAAAAAAAAAAGUACUUAUAUGGCAUGGAAUCCAAAAAAAAAGAUAAGGGCCAGAGGCAUACUAAUAUUUUUUUGUAAUAAUUAUAAAUAUAUUUUAAAAAAAAAAUUGUAA